AUGCUUGCUGGGGCCGCGUUUUCCUCGGCUCUUGUAUUCGGGGCGUUCAUCACCCGCGCCGAAGCCCAUGGCUACCUCGAACAGCCCAAGCCGUCGUGGAAGGAUGACAGCCAAUCGUACGGUCUUGACAAGAUGAUUUGGCCAAUCCAAAUGGUCGAGGUUGUCGGAGGUCGGAGAUUUUAUGUUAUGGUAGACAACUACUGGGACAUCGGAUCCGGCGGUGAUCAGGUCGGCAAGUUCAAGACGAUGGCAAAGGAGAAGAGCAUGUCUAGUGUUGGAUAUGGUCAAGGGACAGAAAUGCGGAAACACCCUGGAAAACGGCGACGCGCAGCCCGUUCCAUCCGACGCAACAGUCAAGUGGCUGGGCAAUGGUGGUGGUGGCUUCACCCACACUGGGCCCUGUGA
This is a messenger RNA of Phytophthora infestans T30-4, 405 nucleotides long. RefSeq lists its product as uncharacterized. NCBI's taxonomy places the organism in Eukaryota, Oomycota, Peronosporomycetes, Peronosporales, Peronosporaceae. The transcript has 3 exons. The record is from RefSeq and is a predicted model, not a curated record. The coding region runs from base 1 to 405 and encodes 134 amino acids.